Messenger RNA from Aspergillus tanneri, 1545 nucleotides. Its product is annotated as clathrin-mediated endocytosis regulator UBX3. The transcript has 2 exons. The record is from RefSeq and is a predicted model, not a curated record. Gene Ontology annotation, molecular function: ubiquitin binding. Bases 1 to 1545 code for a protein of 514 amino acids. NCBI's taxonomy places the organism in Eukaryota, Fungi, Ascomycota, Eurotiomycetes, Eurotiales, Aspergillaceae. Gene Ontology annotation, cellular component: endoplasmic reticulum.
AUGUCCUCAUCUGGGCUGGAUAUCGCAGAACUCUCGGACAGCGAGAGGUCUGCCCUCGAAACGUAUACAACAGUGACAGGCCAGGAGCCGUCCGAAGCCAUUCCAUUACUGCGUCGCUGCCAGUGGAAUGUUCAGAUUGCCAUCUCCAAGUUUUUCGAUGGGGAAGGUCCGGACCCCGUUGAGGAAGCUCGCGCAGUUCUUGACAAUACUCCCCCUCCUCGAUCCAACCGCCAGACGCAAAACCUCAUGAGAGAUGACCUCCGUGCACAGUUGGCCCCGACCAUUCGUGCCGCUGACCCAGCUCUUCGAGUCGUGACUCAACCUGAAGAACAGCCCGUCUACCGCCCGCCUCUUCUGCUAGCUUUAUUGUUUACACCGGUUAAUCUCCUGUAUCGGUUAAUAUGCAGUUCUUUCCGUUUCUUUGGGGCUUUAUUCCCUUUUUUGCCCCGAUUUUUUAAUACGACCGCAAAUUCUGCUCUCCAAGGGGCUAGGAGGAACACCAAUGGGCGUAGAGCCUUGGGGCCUAAGGAUACGGCUGCUAGAUUCAUCCGGGAGUUCGAGGAAGAGUAUGGCACGAACUCGCUUGGGUUCCUGGAAAAUGGAUAUAACAUGGUUCUUGAAAAGGCCCACCAGGACCUCAAAUUCCUUCUGGUGGUUCUUCUUGCCCCUGAACAUGACGACACCAACGGCUGGGUGCGAGAUACACUGCUUUCACGCGAAGUGGUCGAAUUUGUCAAUGAUCCACAGAAUGAUGUACUGAUUUGGGGAGGCAACGUUCAGGAUUCGGAGGCGUACCAAGUAGCCAACUCUCUCCGAUGCACCAAAUUCCCUUUUGCAGCAGCCAUCGUGCAUACUCCCAAUGUAUCUUCGACGGCCAUGUCGGUUGUGACUAGGAUUUCUGGGACUACGUCUCCACCAGAGUUUGUGGAGAAACUUCGGUCUGCGAUUUCUCAAUACAAGGAACCCCUUGAACGAAUCGGCGCUUCGAGAGCAGAGCAACAGGCUUCCCGCAGUCUCCGGGAACAACAGGAUUCGGCCUACGAACGUUCGCUAGCGAUUGAUAGGGAACGUGCACGACAGAGACGGGAAGCGGAAGCAGCUAGGCAGCGGGAGGAGCAAGAGGCCGCUGAACGCCAAGCGGCCGAGGAGAAGCGGAUACAUGAUCAGGAUCAAUGGAAGCGAUGGCGGGUACAGACCAUACCUGAUGAGCCCGGCCCGGAGGUGAAGGAUGCGGUCCGUAUCAGCAUUCGACUGCCUUCAGGAGAGCGAGUGAUCCGCAAGUUCGGACCUGACGCGGACAUCGAAGAGCUCUAUGCGUUCGUUGAGUGUUACGAUAUCCUGCAGGAAUCUCAAGAGAGGGACACGGAUGUUGAAAAGCCCAGUGGUUUUGAGCAUGAAUAUCAAUUCCGACUUGUGUCGCCAAUGCCCCGGACCGUACACGAAAUCGACGCGGGUCGUUCCAUCCGGGAUCAGAUUGGCCGUGGAGGUAAUGUGCUUGUUGAACCGAUUGACGAGGAGAGCGACGAAGAGGAAGAAGAUGCGUAG